Symbiodinium natans is the source of this 1254-nucleotide messenger RNA. The record is from the annotation of a GenBank genome assembly. NCBI's taxonomy places the organism in Eukaryota, Dinophyceae, Suessiales, Symbiodiniaceae.
AUGGCAUCCCGGUACCUUCGUGCGCUGGCUUUGCUGUCGUUGGCAGCAGCCCAGGAGCCCAACAUCACCCGCUGCACGAGCGGAGCUGCCAACAUCACCACAGGAAAGGCCUUCCAUGUCCAGGUGUGCAACCUCUUCGGCGCAACAUGCUACAUCAACCAUCCUUACAUCCAAGAUUGCGCCACCGAGUCGCUUGAAAUCCUCAGCGGGGAGUGCAAGCUGUACCCCAUCUUUGAGUACGUUGACAAGUGGGUGCGGUCCGGGGCAAGCGCAGUUGAGGAGCUUUCCACUCAGAAUGACUUGGGCUGCACCGAGUUUAUCUCGGACGGCAAGGCCCAGCUCUCGGGCGCUUGCGCUGCCGUGCAGUGCUCUUUGGGUGGUGGUGCCUGGGCUGGGCCAGGCAUGACGGGCAACAGCCCCCCGACUCGGGAGACAGGAGUGACAAACACGGCUACAGCGGCGUGGACCAACUUCUCGAUUGUGGAGAUCAGCGACGAUGCGAAACAGCUCAAGAACGUGUUCCUCUACCGCACCGGGGACUACGUGGCCACGACGCGGCGCACCUACACGUGGAGCACUGGUGGCGUCACGCUGAGCACUGGCAAGCUGCCGACAUCCAACGGAAACAACUAUGGAGCCUUGGCAUGUCUACUGCGACCUGUAGCCUGCCCAGCCCAAAACACGCUGCUCAGCGACGCCAGCAUCUCUGCUUCAGACUUGAAGAUGUGCGGUGCUACCGGCAAGUGGGUGUACUACAACGCCGUCAACUUGCUGAACGACGCAAGCCUCUAUGCAACCUACAGUGGGGACACCGGCACCACGACGAGCAAGAACAUGGCGGCUGUUCCUUUCCUGGACGGCAGGAGCGGCUUUCAGUCAGGUGAUCGCAUGGAUGACGCUCGGGCAGUGAUGCUUCACUCUGGCGACGCUGCGUCCUCGGCCGUGCUCCUCACGAGCGGGACCUUUACGCCGAAGGUCGAUUUCACGGGUGAGGUCGCAGGCACCUGGCGGAGCUACGGCGUGGUCUUCUACUGCGACGACUAUGCUCGAACGGACCUGACCCAAUGUGCUGAGGCAAACCGCAAGAUGCUCUACGUCGCGGAUCCCAACCCGGAGGAGCAGUUUGGCACGUCUUCCAGCCUGAGCGGAUCAGGGACAGCAGGAGACGGCACGACGUCGGGUGGUCUUCGAGCUUUGGCAUCUUUGGCUAGCUUCGCCUGGAGCUUUCUUUGCUUCGGACUCCUUUCAAGCUGA